AUGUUGGAAGUACACCUGUCUAGCCACAGCCCCGUCUUUAUCGGCCUCACAUUCAUCCUUCUCGUCGCUCUCGUCCUGGCAAAACACAGACUCGCCUCAAAAGCUGCACCAAGCGGACCUCCUCCAUUGCCACCUCUCGUCGACGCUCCCUCCUCCGACCCAUACAACGUUCGCGACACAUUCCUGCACCGUCGAUCCCGCUACGGCAAUGUCUUUCGCGCUAUCGAACCGCACGGUGCAACCGUAACCUACAUCGGCGACGCGCUCACCAUCAAAGACAUCAUCGACCGACCGGAUGCAUUCGACAUCUCAUCCUUGCACACCGCAGCUGCACCCAUGUGGAACAUUUCGAACCCCGCCGGCGUGUGGUUUGCGCACACGGGUGGGCAGGCAACUCUUCAGCACAGCUCGCAUCUCCUCUCCGGAGCUAGGCUCGCUUCUUUGCAGCAGAGAUUCGUUUGCGCCCUCUCGAAGCAGUUUGAUGCACUCGAGCCUGGUCACAAAGGAGACCUUUUCGCUUUGGCUAGCGAAACCUUUUUCCAGGCGACUGUGGAGGCGCUUUUCACUCCGACCUUCCCCCCGGGACAGUACACCGAGUUUCUACGAUGGGAUGCGGAGCUGGAUCAGUUUUGCAUGGCGUGCCCCUCUCCACGCGCGGUUCAGUCAAGAGAUCGCUUUUACAACCUGGUUCUGCAGCAGAUCGACCAACACCUGUCCGAAUGCUCGUUGCAGGUGCGCGAACAGUUGCACAACGUUGAACGUGAACACGGGCAGACGCACGCGGACGCCGUCGGCGUGGUCUUGAGGACUGCCUGGUUGGGGUCCACCCAGUCACCCUUGAGUGGCGCUUGGUUGCUCUGCAUCCUCUCGCGCCAGCCUACCAAAGUGGCGCGCAUUCGAGCCGAGUUGCAACAACUCAAGCAGAAGCUUGCGGUGCACGACGUAGAAGAGAUUGUCGCCAACCCCGACUUGCUGAAAGCCGAAAACUUGCCUCUCCUGGACCACCUCGUACAAGAGCUCCUUCGAGUUUACAGCGCGCAGAGCGUCCCUCGGCUAUGCCUCAAAGAUACCGUAGUUCGCGCUAUGGUCGGUCCCGGACGAGUCAGGCUUUUCCAACUCAAGCAAGGCGACAUACUUCGACUGCUCUUCUGGAACGUCCACGAUGCCACCCUCAACUUACAAUGGUGGCCAGAGUCGCAAGGCAAAGGCGAAAAAUUCAGAGGAACGCUCCAAACAUUUGACGAGUCACGCUUCGAUCGAGUUCCGAAACCGGCCAUGGUCAAGUUGGACAGCAACGAGGCGGUGAGGACCUGGACGCCAUUUGGGUACGGCUCCAGGGUGUGCCCGGGCAGGUAUUGGGCUGUGGCCGAGGUCAAAGCCUUCAUCCUAUUGUUCUUACAUAGGUUUGAGCUCGAGGGUGCGGUGGCAGAGCCGCCGAGACCGGAUCCAAAGAGGUGGGUUGGCGUCAUGCAUCCCUUGGAUGCUAUGCCUGCCACACUCAAGGCUCGAAGCUAA
Molecule: messenger RNA, 1515 nt
Organism: Mycosarcoma maydis (corn smut)
Lineage: Eukaryota; Fungi; Basidiomycota; Ustilaginomycetes; Ustilaginales
Exons: 1
Coding region: 1-1515 (504 amino acids)
Molecular function (GO): heme binding; oxidoreductase activity, acting on paired donors, with incorporation or reduction of molecular oxygen; iron ion binding
Source: RefSeq, a predicted model, not a curated record